UUUCCUUUGUACUAAACCAAGUACCCGCGGCCACCCCAACAGUUUAAGUUAAACGUAGAUUUUGCGUGUUCUUCUUGUACGGUUGAACUGGUGGUUGUAGCCAUGAAUGCUAAGAGAGAGUUAAGUUAGAUAGACGCUGCAGUGCAGUGGAUGAGUGAUUCUAAUCCAACAAGAAAUCCUCCAUGUCCAUGUUUCUUCUCACACCACUUUCCUUCUCGUAUUCCUUAUUCCAUCACUUCCCGCGUGCAUUCAAAUACCCCACCACUCUCAAUCUCAAUCUCAAACGCACUUCUUCAAAGUUCAAUAAGUAUGUUCGUGGGAAUGUCAGUAGAAAGAAUUUAGCUAGUUUUAGCAACACUGCCGUAUCUCAUGUGUUCGACGAAUUUCCACAACAACAAACUUAUGGGAGCUCGGAGGGAAUUGAUCUUCUUCAUAUCAUGGAAACGCGUGGAAUUCGUGCCAAUGUUCAGACCUAUCUAUGGCUUUUAGAUGGCUGUUACAAUUCUGGGUCUUUAUUAAGUGCUCAGAAGCUUCAUGGAAAGAUUUUGAAGUCGGGUUUUGAUUUGGAAAACGUUUUGUGUGACCGAAUUAUUGAUAUUUACAUGGGGUGCGGUGAUUUAGAUGGUGCAGUUAAGGUUUUUGAUGAAAUGUGUGACAGAAGUGUGUCUUCAUGGAAUAAAAUUAUUAAUGGGUUUGUGGUGAACAAGUUGAGUGGUCGGGUAUUGGGUCUCUUUCAACGAAUGACAGCCGAGAAUGUGAUUCCGGAUGAAAUGACAUUUGCUGGAGUCUUAAGGGCAUGUGGUGGCGGUAAUGUUGUUUUCCAGUAUGUGCAUCAGAUUCAUGCUAGGAUUACUUAUCAUGGUUUUGGUGCUAGUACGCGUGUAUGUAAUCCAUUGAUUGAUUUGUAUUCAAAAAAUGGGUUUAUAGAUUCUGCUAAAAAGAUCUUUGAUAGAUUAUGUUUGAAGGAUAGUGUUUCUUGGGUGGCAAUAAUGUCAGGCUUAUCACAGAAUGGACAUGAGAUAGAAUGUAUUUCCCUAUUCUGCCAGAUACAGACAUCAGCAACUGCCCCUACUCCUUAUAUCUUUUCAAGUGUUCUAAGUGCCUGCACCAAGAUAGAGUUAUUUGAGAUGGGCAAGCAGCUUCAUGGCCUCGUUUUUAAGGUGGGAUUUUCAUCAGAAACAUAUGUGUGCAACGCUCUUGUGACAUUGUAUUCACGCUCAGGAAACUUUAUAUCUGCGGAACAGAUUUUCAGCACAAUGCGAAACAGGGAUGAGGUUUCAUAUAAUUCACUCAUCUCAGGGCUUGCUCAGCGUGGGUUUAGUGAUAGAGCUCUGGAAUUGUUUAAUAAAAUGCAGCUUGAUUGCUUGAAACCAGAUUGCGUGACAGUUGCAAGUUUGUUGAGUGCAUGUGCAUCUGUUGGAUCUCUUUAUAUGGGAAGACAGCUCCACUCAUAUGCAAUUAAAAGUGGAAUGUCUUCAGAUAUUAUUCUUGAAGGUUCUCUACUGGAUCUUUAUGUGAAAUGCUCAGAUAUAGAUACUGCCAGUGAAUUUUUCCUUACAACAGAGACUGAAAAUGUGGUCCUAUGGAAUGUGAUGCUAGUCGCUUAUGGGCAGUUAAAUAAUUUGAGUGAUUCAUUUGAGAUAUUUAGACAGAUGCAGAUUGAAGGCAUGGUACCCAAUCAAUUCACUUAUCCUAGUAUACUGAGGACUUGUACUGCUUUGGGAGCUCUUGAUCUAGGAAAGCAGAUUCAUAGUCAAGUUAUAAAGACUGGCUUUCAGCUCAAUGUGUAUGUCUGCAGUGUGCUUAUUGAUAUGUAUGCUAAGCAUGGAAAACUUGACACUGCCCUGGGAAUCCUCAGAAAACUCACUGAGGAAGAUGUUGUCUCUUGGACAGCUAUGAUUGCAGGCUAUGUGCAACAUGAUAUGUUUGCCAAAGCUCUUAAACUUUUUGAAGAAAUGCAAAAUCGAGGGAUCCAAUCUGAUAAUAUUGGAUUUUCAAGUGCAAUCAGUGCAAGUGCCGGUAUUCAAGCACUCAAUCAAGGACAACAAAUUCAUGCUCAAUCUUGUGUCUGUGGUUACUCAGAUGAUCUUUCAAUUGGUAAUGCACUUGCUAGUCUUUAUGCUAGAUGUGGUAGAAUAGAAGAAGCAUACUUAGCAUUCAAGAAAAUUGAUGAUAAAGAUAAUAUAUCAUGGAAUGCAUUGAUAUCAGGGUUUGCACAGAGUGGGUACUGUGAGGAAGCACUGCAGGUAUUUACUCAAAUGAAAAAAGCUACAGUAGAAUUUGAUUUAUUCACAUUUAUCUCUGCAGUUAGUGCAGCUGCCAAUAUAGCAAAUACUAAACAAGGGAAGCAGAUCCAUGCUAUGAUUAUCAAAACUGGUUAUGAUUCAGAAAUUGAGGUUUCUAAUGUUUUAGUCACGUUGUAUGCCAAGUGUGGUAUCAUAGAUGAUGCCAAAAGAGAGUUUCAUGCAAUGGCUGAAAAAAAUGAUGUUUCUUGGAAUGCCAUGAUUACAAGCUAUUCUCAACAUGGAUUUGGUAUUGAAGCACUCGAUUUUUUCCAGGAGAUGAAAGAGCUUGGUGUGAUGCCAAACCAUGUUACCUUUGUGGGAGUUUUGUCAGCCUGUAGCCAUGCAGGUAUGGUGAAUGAGGGGCUUGGCUACUUUGACUCAAUGAGAAAAGAGCAUGGCUUAGUGCCUAAACCUGAGCAUUACGUAUGUGUUGUGGAUCUUCUUGGUCGGGCUGGUUUUUUGAGUCAUGCAAGGAAAUUUAUAGAGGAUAUGCCAAUUAAACCUGAUGCUCUGAUUUGGAGGACCCUCUUAAGUGCUUGUGUAGUUCAUAAAAACAUGGAAAUUGGAGAGUUUGCUGCCUGUCAUCUACUAGAAUUAGAACCUCAAGACUCAGCCACUUAUGUUCUCUUAUCAAAUAUAUAUGCAGUGACUGGAAAAUGGGACUCUAGGGAUAGGACAAGGCAAAGGAUGAAAAAUAUGGGUGUGAAGAAAGAGCCUGGCCGUAGCUGGAUUGAAAUUAAGAACUCAGUUCAUGCCUUUUUUGUUGGUGACCGUCUCCACCCACUAGCGGAUAAGAUAUAUGAAUACUUAGGAGAUUUGAAUAAACAAGCAGCUAAUAUUGGUUAUGUGCAGGACCGGUAUGCCCUUUUGAAUGAUGUAGAGCAAGGCCAUAAGGAUCCAACAGUAAAUAUUCAUAGUGAGAAGUUAGCAAUUACUUUUGGACUCCUUAGUUUGUCUAAUUCAAUUCCCAUAUGUGUGAUUAAGAAUCUUCGUGUCUGUAAUGAUUGCCAUAAUUGGAUUAAGUAUGUGUCAAAGAUUUCAAAUCGAGCUAUUGUAGUAAGGGAUGCAUAUCGUUUUCAUCAUUUUGAAGGUGGUACUUGUUCAUGUAGAGAUUACUGGUAAGUGUGAGAUGAGAAAGUAUAUCAAGAGAAGAGGAGCUUCAUUGGAGCCUACAAAAUGCAUCUAUUGUCAAUGUAGGAUUUGUGCCCUCUACUUAGGUUUCCUUUGCCUGAAGAUUUUGGGAAGUGAACUCUUCUUCAGGGUUAUAUGGAUGGGUUUUGAAGACAUUUAUAUACUUUAUUUGCACAACCUCCAUGUCAGAGAAAGAUUGGAAGGAGUACUUUAUUUGCACUGGACCUGAUUCAAUUCUGGUACCAGUGAUUGUGAAACCUGAAGAAGAUUGGAGGGGGGCACACAAUAUUGAGCAUGAUAAUUUGUAACGACUUCUCUCAUCAAAUUCUGUCUGCAUAGUUAUGGGCCUGAUUGGGAUAGUUCUCAAAUAACUGUUUUCCACUUUAAAAAAAGUUAAACCAUUACCACCAAAAAAAAAAAAAGUGUUUGCCAAGGGGUUUUUAACAAAAACUGUUUUUGGAAGACUUACCUCAGAAAGAACUGUGGAGAAAAAGUUUUCAGAACCCCCAUAAUGGUGUUUUCGGAUUGUUUUUGGAAAUUAUUCUCAAAAACACAGAGAUACACCACCUCAUUAAUGGAAAACUUAUAAAUAAAUGAAGGGAAAAAUAUAAAUUCGAAACACCUUCUUGUCAAUCUAAUGAUCCCUUCAUUUCAGACAAAGAAAGGCAUUCGGGCACCCUUGCCUAGCACAGCAUCAUCCCCUUAGCUUAACCAGCUGCAUAUUUGGUGGAAAUAUGCUAGAAAAAUCAAAAUUUAGUGAAGGGCCAUUUUUAAAGCAGGAAUGAAGGUCUAAUUUUGCCUAUCAGUUUUGGUGGAUGAAAGAGCAUGCCAACCAAAAGCAGCACCUGCCGUGGACUUUACUGACUAACGAGUUAUUUGAUGACACCUAAACCUAGGUCCCGGAAAGAGAGAGAUUUUAUUCAUCUGCCCUCCACCUAGAGGCAAGUCCAAGAUCAGAGAAAAAGAAAACUGUUCUCUUUCAGUCAUUGAAAGAAGUGCAGAAAUUUGUCAACAUGAUUACUAGCAUCAAGGAGAGCCAUCCCUCUCUGGCUCUCCGCAUGUCCUUGAAACUAUUCAUCUGCAUCUCUGUUCUUGAAAGUAAUCUCCUCUGUAACGCCAUCACUUAGGCAUGGGAAGAGGUUUGGAGCCCCUUUAUCCAUUAAAACUGUGAACAUUGAAGAGACACUUUCAUGAUGUUAUGGUAUGUGAUUCUUGGAUAUUUGCAAAGUAGAGGCUUUAUAAUAUACUUAGUUGUGAUGAGUAUGUGAUGAGCCAGAUUCUGUCUACUAUGAUUAUAAUGAGAGGUUUUUGAGCCUCUAGCUUAGUGGACACGUCUGGCUCUCCCAGCUGGGAGAGUCCAGGCUCGAUCCACAUGUAUAGUCUUGCUCCUAAAGCAGCCAAAAAAAAAAAAAAAAGAUUGUAAUGAGAGGAGCAGUGAGUAGGUUUAGCUACCAUUGUAUUUUGAAAAGUGAUUCUAGUGAGAAUGUCCACUUGUCAUGAGUUGAAAAUUGACCAUUA
Quercus robur (English oak) is the source of this 4934-nucleotide messenger RNA. RefSeq names its product pentatricopeptide repeat-containing protein At4g13650-like. Gene Ontology annotation, biological process: RNA modification. The record is from RefSeq and is a predicted model, not a curated record. Gene Ontology annotation, molecular function: zinc ion binding; RNA binding; protein binding. The transcript has 5 exons. NCBI's taxonomy places the organism in Eukaryota, Viridiplantae, Streptophyta, Magnoliopsida, Fagales, Fagaceae. Bases 183 to 3407 code for a protein of 1074 amino acids.